AUGGAAGUUCUGAAGCAAAGAGUAACAAUGCUAACAAAUCAAGAAGUUCUGUCGUUUUUGAAUGCGGUCAAAAAAGAAGAAGACAACAAGCUGCAUGGUGAUCGAUGCAAAAUGCUUUCUACUGUUGUAUAUGAGACUAAAAAGUAUUUAAAUUCGAGCCCUGCAGCGACACAGAAUGAAGCAGUCAUCUGUGAGCUGAUACCCAAGUUAGCCCCCUAUAAACUCACUGGGGCAGAAACUUUACAAGUUGUGAAUAUGAGACCAGCGAACACUACUGAUAUUCAACUGUUAAUCGAAGAAACAGAAGAACGAUUCCCAUCAGAAGAGGAACUCGAGAAGCUAGUGACAACUGUUUCCGAAUGUCUGCCACCUCCACCAAAACGAUGA
Caenorhabditis remanei is the source of this 387-nucleotide messenger RNA. RefSeq lists its product as uncharacterized. The transcript is spliced from 4 exons. Lineage: Eukaryota; Metazoa; Nematoda; Chromadorea; Rhabditida; Rhabditidae. The coding region runs from base 1 to 387 and encodes 128 amino acids. Gene Ontology annotation, cellular component: RNA polymerase III complex. The record is from RefSeq and is a predicted model, not a curated record. Gene Ontology annotation, biological process: transcription initiation at RNA polymerase III promoter. Gene Ontology annotation, molecular function: nucleotide binding.